Linum trigynum is the source of this 1473-nucleotide messenger RNA. Lineage: Eukaryota; Viridiplantae; Streptophyta; Magnoliopsida; Malpighiales; Linaceae. The record is from the annotation of a GenBank genome assembly.
AUGGACUCAGAGCAACUGAGAGAGUAUGGACACCAGAUGGUCGAUUUUAUUGCCGACUACUACAAGAAUAUUGAGAAUUUCCCUGUCCUCAGCCAAGUCGAGCCUGGUUAUCUCCGGAAGCUGCUGCCUGAUGCUGCACCAAAUCAACCUGAAUCAUUGCAGAAUGUCCUUGAUGAUGUUCAAUCGAAGAUACUGCCAGGGGUGACUCAUUGGCAAAGUCCAAACUUCUAUGCUUAUUAUCCUUCAAACAGUAGUGUUGCGGGAUUCUUGGGAGAAAUGCUGAGUGCUGCCAUAAACAUGGUGGGUUUCAGCUGGAUAACUUCUCCUGCUGCCACGGAGCUCGAGAUGAUAGUGCUUGAUUGGCUUGGCAAAUUGCUUAAACUACCGCAGGAAUUCCUCUCGCCAGGACACGGUGGUGGAGUGAUACAAGGAACUGCAAGUGAAGCUGUUCUGGUUGUACUCUUGGCUGCUCGUGAUAAGACGUUGAGGAGGGUUGGGAAAAGUGCUCUUGGCAAGCUAGUUGUUUAUGGAUCUGAUCAAACGCACUCUGCAUUACAGAAAGCCUGCCAGAUAGGUGGAAUUCAUCCUGAAAAUUGCCGGCUGCUGAAAACAGACUCCUCAACAAAUUAUGCUCUUCCUCCGGAAAUUGUUAGUGAAGCAAUUUCACAUGACAUUUCUAUAGGAUUGAUCCCCUUCUUUCUUUGUGGAACUGUUGGCACUACUUCAUCAGCAACUGUUGAUCCCUUGUAUUCUCUGGGCAAGAUCGCCAAGAGUAAUGACAUGUGGUUUCAUGUGGAUGCUGCAUACGCUGGAAGUGCUUGCAUAUGUCCGGAAUACCGCAAAUACCUUGACGGUGUUGAAGAAGCAGACUCUUUCAACAUGAAUGCACACAAAUGGUUCUUAACCAACUUUGACUGCUCAACCCUUUGGGUCAAGGAUAGAAAUGCUCUCAUCCAGUCCCUCUCCACAAAUCCAGAAUUUCUGAAGAACAAGGCCUCACAAGCAAACUUGGUGGUUGAUUACAAAGACUGGCAAAUUCCUCUUGGACGUCGGUUCAGGUCAUUGAAACUAUGGAUGGUACUACGAUUAUACGGUGUGGAAAAUCUACAGCACUACCUCAGAAAUCAUAUCGAGCUGGCAAAAUACUUUGAAGAGUGUGUUGGCCAAGACUCUAGAUUUGAGGUUGUUGCCCCACGUCUAUUUGCACUAGUCUGCUUUCGCCUCCUACCUCCUGUCGGUGACAAUGAAGUUUGCAGGAGCAACAAACUGAACCAGGUCCUGCUGGAAGCUGUGAAUUCAACCGGGAAACUUUUUAUUUCCCACACUGCCUUAUCGGGGAUGUACACAUUGCGUUUUGCGGUAGGAGCACCAUUGACGGAAAGGAGACAUAUAGCUGCAGCGUGGAAAGUACUGCAAGACGAGGCCUCUACUCUACUUGGUACUCCACUUCAGGACAAUGGCAACCCCUCCUAG